AUAUCCAAAUGCGAGAUAGAAUAUACAUAAAUCUUAUCUCACUAGAGAGACGUUUUUUAAAAGUUAAAACGGUUUUGUAUAUAUACGUCUGACGAAUCCGUGAAGCCUACUUACAUAAUAAUGGAGUUUCCACUUAGCACUCUCUCACACAUUCCUGCAAUUCGCCGAGUUUUACUACUCGCCGUGGUGAUUCUAGCGGCGUUCGGUAAAGCUCACGGCCGGCAUAAAGUACACAAAUGGGAAACCGUAGAGUACCCUGCCAUAAGUUGCAGAGCACACACUGCAUCGUUGACGGAUUUCGGCGGAGUCGGCGACGGAAAGACGUUGAAUACUGACGCUUUUCGAACGGCGGUUGAUCACCUGAGUCAGUUUCAAUCGGACGGCGGUUCAAUGCUGUAUGUACCUGCCGGAAAAUGGCUGACGGGGAGUUUCAAUUUGACCAGCCAUUUUACUCUGUAUCUCGACAAAGACGCCGUUCUUCUCGCCUCUCAGGAUGAAAAUGAUUAUCCUGUGAUUGCACCAUUGCCAUCCUACGGACGAGGAAGGGAUACAGACGGAGGCAGAUUCAUUAGUCUUAUUUUUGGAUCCAACCUCACUGAUGUUGUCAUCACAGGUGAAAAUGGAACCAUUGAUGGGCAAGGGCAGCUAUGGUGGGACAAAUUCCACAAUGGAGAACUAAAAUUUACAAGGCCUUACCUGAUAGAAAUCAUGUACUCUGAUAAUAUUCAGAUCUCCAGUCUUACUUUGGUUGAUUCUCCUUCAUGGAAUGUUCAUCCUGUAUAUUGCAGCAACAUUAUCAUCCAAGGCAUCACUAUCCUUGCACCUGUCAGAUCUCCAAAUACUGAUGGCAUUAACCCUGAUUCUUGCAUAAAUACUAGAAUAGAAGACUGUUACAUUGUCUCCGGAGACGAUUGUAUUGCUGUUAAGAGUGGUUGGGACGAGUAUGGAGUCGCCUUUGGGAUGCCAACAAAGCAGCUAGCUAUAAGGCGAAUCACCUGCAUUUCUCCAACCAGUGCAACAAUUGCAUUAGGCAGUGAGAUGUCAGGAGGAAUUCAAGAUGUAAGAGCAGAGGACAUUGUAGCAAUCAAUACAGAAUCAGCGGUUCGAAUCAAGACUGCAGUAGGAAGAGGUGGAUACGUGAAAGAUAUAUAUGUUAGAGGCGUGACAAUGAAAACAAUGAAAUACGUAUUCUGGAUGACAGGAGAUUAUGGUUCUCAUCCAGACAACAACUAUGAUCCCAACGCGUUACCUGUGAUUGAAAACAUCAAUUACCGCGAUAUGGUGGCUGAGAACGUGACCAUUGCUGCCAAGCUUGCAGGAAUUUCUGGUGAUCCGUUUACUGGAAUCUGCAUAUCAAAUGUCACGAUAGAGAUGGCGCCUAAAGCAAAGAAACUUUUCUGGAAUUGUACAGAUAUUUCCGGAAUUUCAAGUGGUGUGGUACCUCAGCCUUGUGAUUUGUUGCCAGAUCAAGGGAUGGAGUAUGCUUCACCCUGUAAUUUCCCAACAGAGAGCUUACCAAUUGAUGAUAUGGAAAUUCAGACGUGUUCCUGCAGGAAGAAAAUAUAUAACUAAUACAUCAAUGUAAUAAGAAUUUGUUCAGAAGGAAGACGAUAUCAUACCCACUUUAAUUAUUCUGUUGCUUCACACUCCGAACAGUCCAUGAAUAUACACUGGUAAUCCCUGUUCACUGUGUGAACGAGACAUGCUAAUAUCUGUAACUGUUAAUAAAUUUACGCAGCCAAUAUUUCAAGAUAAA
Solanum pennellii is the source of this 1756-nucleotide messenger RNA. Its product is annotated as probable polygalacturonase. Lineage: Eukaryota; Viridiplantae; Streptophyta; Magnoliopsida; Solanales; Solanaceae. Bases 121 to 1572 code for a protein of 483 amino acids. Gene Ontology annotation, biological process: carbohydrate metabolic process. Gene Ontology annotation, molecular function: polygalacturonase activity. The record is from RefSeq and is a predicted model, not a curated record. The transcript has 6 exons.